AUGGCUUACAACGAUGAUUCCGUGCUGGCGCGACUCUCAUCGCUCAACGAGAGCCAUGACAGCAUUGCAACAGCUGCCCAAUGGAUCAUGUUCCACAGGAGACAUGCGGAUCGCACGGUGCAGCUCUGGGUGCAACGUCUGAAAGACUCAUCAAGCGCAAAGCGCUUGAGUCUGGUCUACCUCGCCAAUGAGGUGGCUCAGCAGUCCAAGAUCCGGCAUAAGGACGACUUCAUCAUCGCCUUCGCGCCCGUUGUGGCGGAGGCUAUAUCCAUUGCAUACAAAGGGGCUGCUGCUGAUAUCCAGUCGAAGCUCAAGCGGGUAGUGGAUGUGUGGAAGGACAGGGCAAUCUUUGAGGCGCCAAUCCAGGCGGCCAUUGAUAAUCGCAUUGAAGAAUUAGACAAGGCCCGUGGCAGUGCCAAGCCGGGCUUUGGGGGGUCACCCUUUGGUGGCGGCGCACCACCCAUCCCAUCGGAGUUUGCCCCCCUGGUCUCUGCACACCAAAGUGUGAGCAAGUUGAGCAUUCCUCUGAAAGCCACGAUUGCAUCUACAAACCAGGAAUAUGAGAAGCAAACCGACUCGUCAACUCCGGUGCCAUCAGCGCCAGUCUAUGCUGCCCGCCUCAACGGUCUUCUCAAGAGCCUUGCGAAUGCGGAGAGCGCCGUUGCUGAGUGCGUGAAAGCUCGAGAAGGCCUCCUCUCUGGUCUCGAGAAGCUUCUCAACGCCAACAGGGCCGCACUGGAUGGUGAAAAAGCCGCACAAGCGCAGCUUUUGAGCAGGAAGAGCGAAAUUGAGGAAAAAAAGCAUCAGGUAGAGCUUGCUAUCAUGCGUGCGCUUGGUCCCGCGGAGGGCAACGGUGAAUCGGGAGAGGGAGGCUCUACAAACACACCCCCUGAGCCCGACAGACCCGAGAUGGAGGCUCUCACCCCUCCUGCCAUGGAGGCUUUCACUCCUCCCGCCAUGGAGGAUGAGCCUUUUGAGCCUGCUCCUGCUGAGGAAACAAGCGCGGAGACGCAGCCAUCUGGGGAUGGCAUCGAGAUGCUCUCAAACUUGGCAUCAUCCUACCAGUCCCUGCCAAUCUCCAUCAAUGGAGCUAACAAGCGACGCCGUGUCGACGACGGUGACGACUUUCCGGACCUGGGAGGAGAUGAUGGCAUCGACGCCGACGUAGCUGAAAUGCUCAAGGAGGGGAACCAGAGGCCGUCUGAACAAACCCCCACUGUCACCAUGGUUCCGGGAGUAGCCCGCCGAGUGCUGCUCCCUCGCAUCGCCGAGAGCUCUCCGUUUGCCCCUCCAAUGCCUCUCGCGGCAUCACGGAGACCAUUGACAGCUGCUCUUCGCAAAUCCGAUUCUCCUCUCCUCCAGGCGAGGCUAUUCCACGCCUCGUCAUCCCGCCAGUCCCUGCUCCCGCCGUUCUCUGUCGCAACAUUCCGAUCACCGGUUCCCAGCCCUCAACUACACUCACAACUCUCCCAGCUUCGCGACCGAGUUUCUCCCCGCCAUUGCUCCGUAAAUGCGACUUUGCGCCAGUUCUCCACAGCUCCCUGCCUGCUUCAACAAUUGCAAACCAAGCAAGGAGAGGAUGCUAAGAAGACCACCGAGCCAGAGGUCCAGAAUAAGCCUGAGGAAGAUGAACAUAAGCACGAGUUUCAAAAGAGCGAGAGGGCUGCUCGAGCUGCCCAGGUCAACCUGUCUGCCAAGUUGUCCAAGGAGGGCAAGGGAGCAGGUGGCAAGGCUGGCUACUCGGAGAUUUGGAGGUUGAUCAAGAUUGCGCGACCGGAACUGCGAUGGCUCUCUAUCGCCUUCGUGUUCCUUGUCGUCUCCUCUAGCGUCACCAUGUCCAUUCCUUUCUCGGUCGGUCGCAUCCUGGAUCUCGCCUCCAAGGGCGAUGCCGAGGAUAUUCGCCUCUUUGGCUUGACCCUGAAUCAAUUCUUCUUGAGCCUGGGUGCUAUCCUGACUCUAGGUGCCAUGGCCAACUUUGGCCGAGUGGUUCUCCUACGCAUCGUCGGUGAGCGGGUUGUUGCCAGACUUCGAUCGCAGCUCUACCGACGCACCUACGUCCAGGACGCCGAAUUCUUUGACGCAAACCGAGUUGGAGAUCUCAUCUCCCGCCUGAGCUCCGAUACUGUUAUAGUGGGCAAGUCCGUUACUCAGAAUAUUAGCGACGGCCUCCGAGCCCUGUUCAGCGGAGGUGCUGGAUUCGCCAUUAUGGUGUGGACCAGCCCUCAGCUUACCGGUCUGUUGCUGUUGAUGUUUCCCCCCAUCGCCGUCGGUGCGUUCCUCUACGGACGAGCAAUCCGCAACAUUAGUAGGUCCAUUCAGAAGAACUUGGGAACCCUGACCAAGAUUGCCGAGGAGCGUCUGGGCAACAUCAAGACCAGCCAGGCGUUUGUGGGUGAAGUGCAGGAAGUGGGCCGCUACAACCGCCAAAUCCGCAGGAUCUUUGCUCUAGGAAAAAGAGAAUCACUUGUUGCCGCCACCUUCUUCGCCUCGACCGGUUGGGCUGGAAACAUGACAAUCCUAGCCAUGUUAGUUGUGGGAGGAAACUUUGUGAGAUCCGGUGCCAUGUCAAUGGGAGACCUGACAUCCUUCAUGAUGUACACGGCGUUUGCAGGUUCCAGUCUCUUCGGUCUCUCAGGCUUCUACUCCGAACUCAUGAAAGGUGUCGGUGCGGCGAGUCGACUGUUUGAGCUCCAGGACCGCAAGCCAGGAAUCCACCAAACGGUUGGCGUCCCUGUCAAGUCGGCGCAAGGCCCGAUCAAGUUUUCUGACGUCACCUUUGCCUAUCCCACACGGCCGGCCGUCAAGAUUUUUAACGGGUUGAACUUUGAGAUUCCAUCUGGCAGUAAUGUUUGUGUGGUCGGACCAUCAGGAGGUGGAAAGUCGACCGUUGCUUCUCUUUUGCUCCGAUUCUACAACCCUACAUCCGGCUCAAUCACCAUCAACGGCGUGGACGUGUCUACAAUGAAUGUCAAGUCCCUGAGAAGGCGAAUUGGUAUGGUAUCGCAGGAGCCUGUUCUCUUCUCCGGCACCAUUGCCGAGAACAUUGCCUACGGAAGGCCUAACGCCAACCGAGUGGACGUUAUUGCCGCCGCCCGAAGAGCCAACUGUAACUUCAUCAGCGAUCUUCCCGACGGUCUUGAGACGCAGGUCGGAGCCCGAGGAUCUCAGUUGUCAGGAGGCCAGAAGCAACGUAUUGCUAUCGCGAGGGCCCUUCUCAAGAACCCUGAUAUCUUGAUUCUCGAUGAGGCCACAUCAGCUCUGGAUGCCGAGUCUGAGACGCUAGUCAACGAGGCCUUGGCCGGUCUACUGCGCAGCCGCAACACCACUAUCUCCAUCGCGCACCGUCUGUCAACCAUUAAGAGGUCGGACCAGAUCAUUGUCCUCAACAAUGAGGGCAAGGUCGCAGAGAUUGGAAGCUAUGUCCAGCUUGCAGCAGACCCUGAGAGUGCGUUCAGCAAAUUGAUGGAGUGGCAGAUGAGCGGCGGUGAGGUGCUGCCUGAAAAGAGGACUUCUGAGUCAAGGGCACACAUUACCGAAGCGGAAGAGAUCGAGGACGACCUGGAGAGACGGGACGAGGCCGAUGCGGAAGCUGAGGCUGAGACUCGGGCAGAUGAAGAGGAAGAUUCGAAGGGCGAGGAGAAGCGACGACCUUGA
Molecule: messenger RNA, 3654 nt
Organism: Ilyonectria robusta
Lineage: Eukaryota; Fungi; Ascomycota; Sordariomycetes; Hypocreales; Nectriaceae
Exons: 5
Coding region: 1-3654 (1217 amino acids)
Biological process (GO): mRNA 3'-end processing; transmembrane transport
Cellular component (GO): membrane
Molecular function (GO): ATP hydrolysis activity; RNA polymerase II C-terminal domain binding; ABC-type oligopeptide transporter activity
Source: RefSeq, a predicted model, not a curated record